Epinephelus fuscoguttatus (brown-marbled grouper) is the source of this 1202-nucleotide messenger RNA. RefSeq names its product MORN repeat containing 3 (gene morn3). The coding region runs from base 282 to 1034 and encodes 250 amino acids. Lineage: Eukaryota; Metazoa; Chordata; Actinopteri; Perciformes; Serranidae. The transcript is spliced from 6 exons. The record is from RefSeq and is a predicted model, not a curated record.
UACAAAAAAAUUAAAAUUAAAAAAAUUAAAUAAAAACUACGUAGGCUUCACUUGAGCCUCUCCGAUACAACUAACUAUAAUUUUAAAUUAACUUUUAAUUUAUCUGAAACUACACAAAAUACACGACACAAUCUGUUGCUAGGAUACGACGAAUGUUUCGCUAUCUGUCUAACGUCUCUGUGUUCGGCAGCUACAUGGCUUGAGUUGACAAGCGGAUUGAGUUUAAGUAAUUAAUCCGCUUGGACACAUCUCUAAGGGUUGUCAUCAAGCCACGCUCAGCCAUGCCAUAUUUCAAAACAUCUAAAAAAAAUCUGCCAUUGUCAACAUUGCUGGAUAUUAAGUCACAGAAAUCUGGGCCAAGGUGCACAGUUUUCUCCGUCAAUGGAAAUGAAUACACUGGGGAGUGGCUGGACAACAAGAAACACGGGGAGGGAAUUCAGGUGUGGAAGAAAUCUGGUGCUAUUUAUGAUGGAGAGUGGAAAUUUGGAAAACGUGAUGGACAUGGUACCUAUGGUGUGCUGCUCCCAGAAUCAAAGGAGUAUGUGAAGAAGUACCGUGGUGAAUGGAAAAAUGGAAAGAAACAUGGGUAUGGGACUUACUUCUAUAGCUCUGCAGUUUAUGAAGGGGAGUGGAGUGAGGACCAUCGGAGUGGCUGGGGAAGAAUGUAUUAUGAGAAUGGAGAUAUUUACCAGGGAGAGUGGAUGAAGGAUAAGAACCACGGACAUGGCUGCAUCCUAUUUGCAAAUGGAAAUUGGUAUGAAGGCUCUUGGCGAGAUGGCAAGAAGAACGGUAAUGGCAAGUUCUACUAUUUUGACAAAGGCCAACUUUAUGAAGGCUUUUGGGUGGAUGGAGUAGCAAAGUGUGGGACCCUGUCUGAUUUUGGGAGGAAUGAAGCACCAACACCGACGAAGUAUCUAAUUCCACAGCUACACCUGGUGGAUAUGCAGUCGGUUUUAAGGGAAGCCCAGUCAACCUACCUUGAGAGGAUGGACAGCAAGUUUUCAGUCCAUGACACACUCACAGACAGUGAAUAAAAAGAGAAAAUACAUGGCAUGGUGACGCUCAGUAUGUUCAGUUUUGUCCAAAUAUCUACACCCAAAUAGUUUGUUCUUGUCUGUGGAGCGAACCAAAAACAUCUAUUUCUAUUUAAAAUGAGUUGAAAACAAUAGUGAUAUAGUUGUAACAGGUUAAUCCACUUUACC